Messenger RNA from Ananas comosus (pineapple), 1478 nucleotides. Its product is annotated as transcription factor MYB34-like. The coding region runs from base 161 to 1108 and encodes 315 amino acids. The transcript has 3 exons. The record is from RefSeq and is a predicted model, not a curated record. NCBI's taxonomy places the organism in Eukaryota, Viridiplantae, Streptophyta, Magnoliopsida, Poales, Bromeliaceae.
UCCUAUUAAUCCUUCUGCACCUCUCUCUCUCUCUCUCUCUCUCACACACACACACACACACACACACAGACCUCUUACUCUUACUCUUACUCUUACUCUUGCACUCCACAACUGGAGCUUCCUCUUCUUACUUGCCUGUGCGUGAGAAGAGAGUGACAACAUGGGCAGGUCGCCGUGUUGCGAGAAGGUGGGACUGAAGAAAGGCCCGUGGACGCCGGAAGAGGACCAGAAGCUCCUCGCCUACAUCGAGGAGCACGGCCACGGGAGCUGGCGCGCAUUGCCGGCAAAGGCCGGUUUGCAGAGGUGCGGAAAGAGUUGUAGGCUGAGAUGGACCAACUACCUGAGGCCUGAUAUAAAGAGGGGGAAAUUCAGCUUACAGGAGGAGCAAACUAUUAUCCAACUACAUGCUCUGCUUGGUAACAGAUGGUCAGCUAUAGCUACCCACCUACCGAAAAGAACGGACAACGAGAUCAAGAACUACUGGAACACCCACCUAAAGAAGAGGCUGGCGAAGAUGGGCAUCGACCCGGUAACUCACAAGCCGAAGAACGAAACCCUGGGCUCGCCCCAAGGCUACUCCAAGAGCACGGCCAACCUCAGCCACAUCGCUCAGUGGGAGAGCGCGCGCCUUGAAGCCGAGGCUCGGCUUGCGAGGGAAUCCAAACUCCGAGCGACAUCCCUCUCUGCCACUCUCCGCACGACGGAGGGGUCACCGACAUCCACAUUGAGCUUCUCAGAGAAUAAUAACAUGCUCCGUGCUGCGAUCAAUGGGCCAGGGAGUGGAGAAUUGGUAGCAGAUGAAGAAGUGGAGUGGAAAUGCCUCGGAAAGAGGACGAACACCGACUUCUUGGGCUUCCAGGUGGAUACGGCGACGACUUUGGCUUUUGGCGGAGAAGUGCAGUGGAUUCCAGAAACAUCCGAUGGGGAAGUCGGCGCCGGAUUCACUGGCAUGCUGCUGGAUAAUUCGUCCGACGUUGGUGGUGGCGAAUCCAAUAAUGCACGCGGAGGGAGCUCUAUUGAGGAGGGGGAAGAGAGCGGGAACUACUGGAAUAGUAUCUUCAACUUGGUGAUUUCAUCGUCCCCUCCGGAUUCGCCAUCGGUAUUCUGAAAAAUGAAACCUGUCAAGAAUCUUGAUCCAAUGAGUUCAUUUGAUUCUUACAAGUGGUUUGAUUAACUCGGUCUUAAGGCGGCCCGAGUCAAUUCAAAUUGGUAGAAAUGUACUCAGAAAAAAAAAAGGGGGGGUGGGGGUGGGGGUGGGGGUGGAAGGAAAAAAGCUAGAAGGAUUCAGUGAAUUUUUUUUAUAAAAAAAACAAUCAUGUAAUAUUAUUAAUUCCUUAUUAUGGUAGGUUGCAUAUUGCUUUUCGUUCAUGGAGUAAUGUUGUAUGUUAGUAAUAAGAACAAUAACAAUGUACUAGAAACACUGCUGUUGUAAGAAAUUAAGUGCCCUGAGGAUUUCUCCUCCACGGUGGGGUCGGUGC